AUGAAAUUAGACUACACAUAUGUAAAACAUGUGGUGAAGGGUUUAAAAAUAAUUGGAGUUUGCGUAGACACGAAAGAACUCAUAAAAACAAAAACCCUUACCAAUGCGAGUUUUGUAAAUAUAAAUGUGGGUGAGUAUUUAAGUGAACAACAAAAGCUAAAGGUACAGCUAAGUAGUCACAUGAUAUCAAAACACAAGGAUGAUGAACGUUUCAAGUCUAAUAAGGACCUAUAUGCUGGAGGGGUAUUACACAAAUGCGGAACGUGUAAUAAAGAGUUCAAGUACACAACGCAUUUACGUGACCAUGAAAAAACUCAUACAGGCGAAAAACCUUAUCAAUGCGAAUUUUGUAAAUAUAAAUGUGGGACAAAAGAUAACUUAAGGAGGCAUGUGGUGGCAAUGCAUAACAGUGAUGAACGUUUCAAGUCUAAUAAGGACCUAUAUGCUGGAGGUAAAUCACACCAAUGUGGAACGUGUAAUAAAGAGUUCAAGUACACAACGCAUUUACGUAGACAUGAAAGAACUCAUACAGGCGAAAAACCUUAUCAAUGCGAAUUUUGUAAAUAUAAAUGUGGGACAAAAGAUAACUUAAGGAGGCAUGUGGUGGCAAUGCAUAACAGUGAUGAACGUUUCAAGUCUAAUAAGGACCUACACAUUGGUGGUGUAUCAUACAAAUGCGGAACGUGUAAUAAGGAGUUUAAGCACAAAACGCAAUUACAUAUCCAUGAAAGAACUCAUAUAGGCGAAAAACCUUAUCAAUGCGAGUUUUGUAAAUAUAAAUGUGGUCAAAAGGUACAUCUAACACGUCACGUGAAAUUAAAGCAUAACAAUGAUGAACGUUUCAAGUCUAAUAAGGACCUAUAUGCUGGAGGGGUAUUACACAAAUGCGGAACGUGUAAUAAAGAGUUCAAAUACACAACGCAUUUACGUGACCAUGAAAGAACUCAUACAGGCGAAAAACCUUAUCAAUGCGAAUUUUGUGAAAACAAAUUUAGCCGGAAAGAUGGCCUAAUACAUCACGUGAAGACAAAGCAUAAAAAUGAUGAACGUUUAAAGUCUAAUGAGGAACUAUACACUGGAGGUGAAUCAUACAAAUGCGGAACGUGUAAUAAAGAGUUUAAGAACAAAGCGCAUUUGCAUAUUCAUGAUAGAACUCAUAUAGGCGAAAAACCUUAUCAUUGUGAGUUUUGUGGAGAUAUGUUUAGGUGGGUACAUCCUUGA
Messenger RNA from Cyphomyrmex costatus, 1221 nucleotides. Its product is annotated as zinc finger protein 845. Bases 1 to 1221 code for a protein of 406 amino acids. Gene Ontology annotation, cellular component: nucleus. Gene Ontology annotation, biological process: regulation of gene expression. NCBI's taxonomy places the organism in Eukaryota, Metazoa, Arthropoda, Insecta, Hymenoptera, Formicidae. The transcript has 6 exons. The record is from RefSeq and is a predicted model, not a curated record.